AUGUCGCUUACGUUAAAACUGACAACAGUGAUAGUUAAAGGAUCAUUACUGACCACUUUUGAUAUCCGUUUGCAUGAGGGUCGUAUCGUGGGCGGUGAGGACGCCCCUGAUGGGGCUAUACCGUAUCAGGCUUCCUUGAGGUCCUUAUUCAACUCUCACUUUUGUGGAGGAUCCAUAAUCAGCAAUAGAUGGGUGUUAACUGCUGCUCAUUGUACAAUCAGCCAAUCUACUUACUCUAUGCGUGUGAUAGUGGGAACUAAUAGCCUCAUUAAAGGCGGUGAUCCCUACUCAGUAUCCAAGAUUAUAGUCCAUAGUAAAUACGACGCAAGACUCAUCACCAACGACUAUCCAGGAGUACUAGCAAAUAAACUACAGAUGAUCAACCUGACGGCUCUGAGCGUGGAGAAGUGCCGUCUCAAAUACUGGGGCAUUAACAAUGUUUUCAGCUCUCAAAUAUGUUCGCUCACCAAGUCUGGAGAAGGUGCUUGUCAUGGGGACUCUGGAGGACCAUUGGUGGAAAACGGCCGUAUCGUGGGCAUCGUAUCAUGGGGUAUGCCGUGCGCACGCGGCUAUCCUGACGUCUACUCAAGAGUGCAUUCCUUCAGAGAUUGGAUCUUAGAAAAGAUCUCUGAAAAAGCUUAG
Diatraea saccharalis (sugarcane borer) is the source of this 642-nucleotide messenger RNA. The record is from the annotation of a GenBank genome assembly. Lineage: Eukaryota; Metazoa; Arthropoda; Insecta; Lepidoptera; Crambidae.